AUGGCCAACCACGGGGAUCUCUCCCCGCCGACCGACAGCCGCUCCCAGCAGCAGCCGAUUCCAGUCUUGUACCAGUCACGGUACGCCAAAACACCUGAGGGCACUCCGCUUUCCUUUGUGCUCUACUACACGCCACUUCCUCCAAGUACUGCCACUCCUCCGAGCCCCGUGCACGAAGAUGGAGCCACAAGGGUGCUCUGUUUGACCCGCAUGUUUUCACCCGAUCGGCUCGCGGACGAUGUGUAUUACCGCAACUUCUGCUGGUGGAUGACGGUAGAAGGGCGGAGACACGGUGGUAAACUGGUGAGAGCCGUGGUCCCACGGCCUCACCCCAGCGGUGCUCCGGUCCCCGGAGUUGGCAAGGUGUUUCUCGAGUACGCGGAUCUCGACAGCUCAACACAUUCAAAGACGAUGUUGCACUUGACGUGGUUUCGCGGGAGGCAGGUGAUUGCUGUGUUCUACCCUGAGGACAAGUUUGCUGAUGGCAACUACGACGGAUAA
Triticum turgidum subsp. durum (durum wheat) is the source of this 501-nucleotide messenger RNA. The record is from the annotation of a GenBank genome assembly. NCBI's taxonomy places the organism in Eukaryota, Viridiplantae, Streptophyta, Magnoliopsida, Poales, Poaceae.